Molecule: messenger RNA, 1408 nt
Organism: Pararge aegeria (speckled wood butterfly)
Lineage: Eukaryota; Metazoa; Arthropoda; Insecta; Lepidoptera; Nymphalidae
Exons: 10
Coding region: 90-1343 (417 amino acids)
Source: RefSeq, a predicted model, not a curated record
UGUUUCUCAUAAAUGGCGAUCCCUCAACGAGUUUCGACUUUAACUACCUUAAUCUAAAAGAUGAUAUUUACGAGCAACCCGUGAAUUUAAUGGCGCCAAAGAAAAAUCCACACGCAAAGGGCGACACGCAAGAAACAUUACCAUCAACGGAAGAUCCAUGGUCUCCGUAUGACUUCUCGAAGUUCGACGCCUUCCUCACCGGAGCACGCGAGGAAGAAGGGAGCAACAGAGUGAAACGAAAAGCCAAGAACGCCCGCCGAUUCAAUACCCUCAGCGGACCGAAACUCCGUGAACGUCCAAACCACUACCUCUACCCAGAGCCAGUUAAAGACCGUGUCUUAGAGUACACCACCACAACAAGGAAACCAGGUAUCCUGCCAGAGACAAUGAACCCCGGAGUGAUCUUCCGAGUGAGAAUGUCCGACGCGAUAUUGCGUAUAAAACAGAGGAUGUAUGAGGACCCGGAGCGGCACAUAGAAGCUGAUAUCAUCUACACAAACCUGAUAAAGAAGGUGCGUCGUCGAGGUCACGGUAGAAAACGCACCAAAGUGCGAUCCUCCACAACUGCUUCAGAUCAAGAGCUUAACCACACGUCCACCGUAAGCGUGCCGAUAGCGAGGCGGGCAGACCUCUCAGAGACGCAGCAGGGCAAAGGUCGGAAGCGUAAGAAGCAAGGCAGGUCACGCGAAAGGUCCGACUAUGACUUAUACGAGCCACCGAUCAAGGGCUUCGAAUCAUCGUUCGUGGAGAUGCCAAAGGAUUUGUACCAAGCACACCUGCGGCCAGGAGUGAUUUUCCGCAUACACAUGUCCGAAGCUAUCCUCAAGAUGCAAUACAGGAACUACGGUGAGGAUAAAGACGAGUCAGUGAUAGAAGCAGACGUGGAGUACCUGCGACUCACCCGCAAGGUGAUCAACGACGAGAUCACCAAGUUUGAAGACCUCAAGUGGCUGGUGAGCUGGUUCAACAACCGCUCCGAGCUUGUCCAGGAGCAUAUGUGCAACACCAGAUACUACGCCGUCGGUAUACCACCUACGAUGUUCACGCAUUCCGAGGAGUACAUGAAACGGAUGUGUCUCUUCGACAACGUAUACCUGGAUCACAUCCCAUACGUUGUGGGUGAAGACGGGUCGCUGAUGGCUGCUGUGGCACCACCCGUACUGCACUGCGACGCGGCCACUUGCACCUCUGUGCCCUUCAUUGACAGUGUAAUGUUCGACGAGCGCCUGUCUCGCACCAACGUCCGCACCGUGACUAGAUGCCAAGCGAGCUGCCGAGCACACUGUCGUAACGACCCGGACUGUCUCAAGCGGUGCUCGGACAGGUGUCUACGUGCCGACUAGCAGAGAGCGAAGAAAAUAAAGGAGCAGAGAGAAAAGAUAAAUCACAAAUAGAACCACGUGUUGUA